CAAGGGCAGGGGCAGGGCUGGGCCCCGGCAGCCACUCGGUGCUUCAUGGGUGCCCUGCCACCUCGGGCUAGGGCUGGGUGCUGCUGGCAUAGACACCUCUCCUCGGGGGGCUGUAGAAGCUGACGGUGGCUUCGCUGCACAGAGGAAGGCCGUGCCUUGGCAGGAGCAACGGGAUGUUCAAGGGGCGUUGGUCAUGGAGGUCCCUGGGAACGGAGGAAGGGGGCAGGGAGCUUGGAAAGCAAGAAGGCCCUGCACUUCCAGGGUGCUCCACCCGUCUGGGCCCCUCGGCUGCUACCAGCCCCAAGUGGGGGGCCCAUGACGCCAUAAUCCUCUGGGCCAGGGGCCCCUGGCUGUGAGUGGCACCACAGGCCCCCGCCCCCGGACUCCGUGGGCUGGGUUGGGCGCGGUGCGGCUGGGCACACGCAGUCGGAGGCGGCGCCGGCCAGGCCGCCGGGCGCCUAUGGACGCGCGGAGCCCGCUGUCUCCCCGAGCCAGUGCGUUCAGCAUCGCCUCUCUGGUUGCAGCCGAGGCGGCGGAGCGCACCGCCCACCAGGGCUCAGGGUCCUCCGACCGGGUGAAGCUUCGCUGGCUGCCAGGAUCCCCGGCAGGGAUGCACUUCAGCACCGUCACCAGGGACAUGGAAGGAAAAGAACGUCUGGGAGAGAGAGAGGAGAAACGCACGCGGGCGGGCGGCAGAGCGAGGGCCGGCCGACGGGCCCGGCGCACCGCCUUCACGGCCAGCAGCCUGAGCAGCCUGGGGGCCGCGGGGGGCUUCCCGGGCGCCGCGUCGCCCGGCGCCGACCCGUACGGCCCGCGCGAGCCCCCGCCGCCGCCGCCGCCGCCGCGCUACGACCCGUGCGCCGCCACCGCCCCCGGCGCCCCGGGCCCACCGCCGCCGCACGCCUACCCGUUUGCGCCGGCCGCCGGGGCCGCCACCAGCGCCGCCGCCGAGCCCGAGGGCCCCGGGGCCAGCUGCGCGGCCGCAGCCAAGGCGCCGGUGAAGAAGAACGCGAAGGUGGCCGGUGUGAGCGUGCAGCUAGAGAUGAAGGCGCUGUGGGACGAGUUCAACCAGCUGGGCACCGAGAUGAUCGUCACCAAGGCCGGCAGGCGGAUGUUCCCCACCUUCCAAGUGAAGCUCUUCGGCAUGGAUCCCAUGGCCGACUAUAUGCUGCUCAUGGACUUCGUGCCGGUGGACGAUAAGCGCUACCGGUACGCCUUCCACAGCUCCUCCUGGCUGGUGGCGGGGAAGGCCGACCCUGCCACACCAGGCCGCGUGCACUACCACCCCGACUCACCUGCCAAGGGCGCGCAGUGGAUGAAGCAAAUCGUGUCCUUCGACAAGCUCAAGCUGACCAACAACCUACUGGACGACAACGGCCAUAUUAUUCUGAAUUCCAUGCACAGAUACCAGCCCCGCUUCCACGUGGUCUACGUGGACCCGCGCAAAGAUAGCGAGAAAUAUGCUGAGGAGAACUUCAAAACCUUUGUGUUCGAGGAGACACGAUUCACCGCGGUCACCGCCUACCAGAACCAUCGGAUCACGCAGCUCAAGAUUGCCAGCAAUCCCUUCGCCAAAGGCUUCCGGGACUGUGACCCUGAGGACUGGCCCCGGAACCACCGGCCCGGCGCGCUGCCGCUCAUGAGCGCCUUCGCGCGCUCGCGGAACCCCGUGGCUUCCCCGACGCAGCCCAGCGGCACGGAGAAAGACGCGGCUGAGGCCCGGCGAGAAUUCGAGCGCGACGCGGGCGGGCCGGCAGUGCUCGGGGACCCGGCGCACCCUCCGCAGCUGCUGGCCCGAGUGCUAAGCCCCUCGCUGCCCGGGGCCGGCGGCGCCGGCGGCUUAGUCCCACUGCCCGGCGCGCCCGGAGGCCGGCCCAGUCCCCCGCACCCCGAGCUGCGCCUGGAGGCGCCCGGCGCAUCGGAGCCGCUGCACCACCACCCCUACAAGUAUCCGGCCGCCGCCUACGACCACUAUCUCGGGGCCAAGAGCCGGCCGGCGCCCUACCCGCUGCCCGGCCUGCGCGGCCACGGCUACCACCCGCACGCGCAUCCGCACCACCACCACCACCCCGUGAGUCCAGCCGCCGCUGCCGCCGCCGCCGCCGCUGCCGCAGCCGCCGCGGCCGCCAACAUGUACUCGUCGGCCGGAGCCGCGCCGCCCGGCUCCUACGACUACUGCCCCAGAUAACGCGGGCCCCGCCGCGCUCCCGCCCCGCUCCCGCCCCGGCCCUGCACAGCCCCGAGGUUCGCGGGGCCCGGCCACCCUGCCCCAAGGGCCAGCAAGGAAUACGUUCCCCCAGCCCCAGGGGCUACCGCGGGUCUCCCCUUCCCCAGCCUCGAAGCCAUGGGGGCCCCCUUGCCACCCCCCAGCCCCUUGGGCUAUCGAAGUAUCCGGUUCCCCAGUCCCUGGAGCCAUCGCGGGUCCUUCCCCGGCCCCGAGGGCCAAGGGGGUCCCCGCCCGCCAGUGCCAAAGCGCCCGAUCGGAGGCGGAAGGAAGUGAUAUUUAUUGUUCUCCCCGAGACCGCGUCGCCUGCGGCCCGGCCGGCAGUUGCAGUGUAGACAACCCGAGAGCCCCGCCUGCAGGCGGUGUAGAUACGUGUAGAUACUGUAGAUACUGUAGAUACUGCGCCGGCGCCGACUUGAUAAACGGUUUCGCCUCUUUUGGAA
Molecule: messenger RNA, 2667 nt
Organism: Pongo pygmaeus (Bornean orangutan)
Lineage: Eukaryota; Metazoa; Chordata; Mammalia; Primates; Hominidae
Gene: TBX1
Product: T-box transcription factor 1
Exons: 9
Coding region: 461-2188 (575 amino acids)
Biological process (GO): positive regulation of DNA-templated transcription; regulation of transcription by RNA polymerase II; cell fate specification
Cellular component (GO): nucleus; chromatin
Molecular function (GO): DNA-binding transcription factor activity, RNA polymerase II-specific; RNA polymerase II cis-regulatory region sequence-specific DNA binding
Source: RefSeq, a predicted model, not a curated record